AUGGCCCUCGCAGCGCAGGCGGCCGGGCUCAAUGUCACCCGGCUGGACGGGGACUGGCAGGUUUACUCUGCUAUAAAAUGGAUACAGUUUGUCAUGGCCACUUUAAGUGUUACAGGUUCCAGCUCAAUUAUUGCCUAUGCUGUCUUUCAAAAUGUAGUGAGAUCCCCAGAGGUGCGCCCUCUGUUCUACCUGAGCCUCUCUGACCUGUUUCUGGGCAUGUGCUGGCUCAUUGGGGCUCUUCUCUCUACCACACCAACCACAAAUCAAGAUGUUGUCUGCUAUAAUCUUCAAACAACUGGUCAGAUCUUUUAUGUAGCCUCUUUUCUGUACACUGUCAACUAUACCUGGCAUCUGUACGUGGAUUUAAAGGUGAAAUACAAUCAGAACCUGUACAGCAUGUCCCCUCUGGUUUUAGAUCAUGCAAAUCGCAUUGGCCGAAUAGCAACAAUUUUGUCCAGCGUCAUCCCUUUCUUAUUAAUGGUUCCUGUGUUUUGUCUGGGCAACAGCAAUGAUUGCUACCAGAACUUCAGCCAGAACAACGGGUGUCUCCUGAUGCACACAGAAACGGCCAUGCUCACUGGCCAACUGCAAGCCCAUGGUGUCUCUGUUUGUUCUGUGAUAUAUUUCUAUGGAGUUGGAGUCUUCCUGGUCUCCUUCCUGAUCAGCUUCAUAGCCAUUAUGGUUCUUCUCAUCCAAGCCCGAGCUUUGUACAAAAGGUUCAUAAACUCAACAGGAUUCCUGGGUGAUCAACAGUGGGCAAUGAUAAAGAUAGUGGAACAACAAGUGGUUUUCUACCCUAUCGCUUUCUUCUGUUGUUGGGGCCCAGCCGUCCUCCUCGGAAUAGUGAAGUUGACUGUUUCAGUGAACAGCAGAAUCUGCAUGGCUCUUUAUAUUCUACAGGCUCUAACAGCAGCUUCCCAGGGGCUCCUAAACUGCAUCGUUUAUGGGUGGACCCAGCACAUGUUCCGCUGCAUGAAACGCAAUGCUUGCCGUGACAUCGACACGCAGACACCUCUCUUACGUUCCCAGAAGAAGUACUAUGCCAGCACGUUCCCCACCAGCACCCAGGCAGCAGCUGUAGCUACAUCCACGGUGUUGUGA
Emys orbicularis (European pond turtle) is the source of this 1101-nucleotide messenger RNA. It is a transcript of the gene TMEM116, whose product is annotated as transmembrane protein 116. Gene Ontology annotation, biological process: adenylate cyclase-activating G protein-coupled receptor signaling pathway. The record is from RefSeq and is a predicted model, not a curated record. The transcript is spliced from 11 exons. The coding region runs from base 1 to 1101 and encodes 366 amino acids. Gene Ontology annotation, molecular function: G protein-coupled receptor activity. Gene Ontology annotation, cellular component: plasma membrane. Lineage: Eukaryota; Metazoa; Chordata; Testudines; Emydidae.